Schistosoma haematobium is the source of this 7244-nucleotide messenger RNA. RefSeq names its product Checkpoint kinase 2. The record is from RefSeq and is a predicted model, not a curated record. Gene Ontology annotation, biological process: mitotic DNA damage checkpoint signaling; microtubule cytoskeleton organization; protein phosphorylation. Gene Ontology annotation, molecular function: protein serine/threonine kinase activity; structural constituent of cytoskeleton; protein binding. Bases 272 to 1738 code for a protein of 488 amino acids. The transcript is spliced from 3 exons. Lineage: Eukaryota; Metazoa; Platyhelminthes; Trematoda; Strigeidida; Schistosomatidae. Gene Ontology annotation, cellular component: nucleus; microtubule; cytoplasm.
AGUUGUCAAUUCUUGUUUUCAGGUUAUUUCAUGAGAAUAUUAAUCUAUGGGACUGAAAUGAAAUUUCAGUGGUUAUGAUGUCUAAAACAGGCUCAAAAUAAAGUGACUUGAUUUUUCCAUUUUUCACCACCAACCUUGAAAAUUGGCAAACAACAUAAAUUUCUAUGAUUCAUUCCAGUCUGAUGAAAGAACAUAGAAUUCUCUAGAACAACAAAUUAACCAAUCAACGUAAAGUCAUGUUAGCAAUUAACCAAUAGGAUUUCGAUAAUGGAUGUUCAAUAAACUAUAUAUAACACAGAAGGCAGCCAUAUUUGUUAGAUUCAUUUCAAAUUUUCGUUGUGUUAGGUGUAUCUUUGCUUUAUUACUUCUGAACUCUGUCAAAAUGCGUGAAUGUAUCAGUGUACAUGUUGGUCAAGCUGGUGUACAAAUGGGAAAUGCUUGUUGGGAGUUGUAUUGUUUAGAACAUGGUAUUCAACCUGAUGGGCAGAUGCCAAGUGAUAAAACUAUUGGAGGUGGUGAUGACUCGUUCAACACAUUCUUCAGUGAGACAGGAGCUGGAAAACAUGUACCACGAGCUGUUUUCGUAGAUUUAGAACCAACUGUAGUCGAUGAAGUGCGAACUGGGACUUAUCGUCAACUUUUUCAUCCAGAGCAAUUAAUUACUGGUAAGGAGGAUGCUGCUAAUAAUUAUGCUCGCGGUCAUUAUACAAUUGGGAAAGAAAUAGUGGACUUAGUUUUGGAUCGUAUUCGCAAGUUGGCUGACCAAUGUACUGGACUUCAAGGGUUUUUGAUUUUCCAUUCAUUUGGCGGUGGCACUGGUUCCGGGUUCACAUCUUUGUUGAUGGAACGUUUGAGUGUGGAUUAUGGCAAAAAAUCGAAGUUGGAGUUCGCUGUGUAUCCUGCACCACAGAUUGCUACAGCUGUAGUUGAACCAUACAAUUCCAUUUUGACUACACAUACAACAUUGGAACAUUCUGAUUGUGCUUUCAUGGUUGACAACGAGGCCAUUUAUGAUAUUUGUCGACGAAAUCUAGAUAUAGAGCGUCCAACCUACACAAAUUUAAAUCGUCUAAUUGGUCAGAUAGUAAGUUCCAUUACUGCAUCACUGCGCUUCGAUGGUGCGCUAAAUGUGGAUUUGACGGAAUUCCAAACAAAUCUGGUCCCUUAUCCUCGUAUCCACUUCCCGUUGGCUACCUAUGCACCAGUGAUUUCAGCUGAAAAGGCUUACCACGAGCAGUUAAGUGUUGCAGAAAUCACAAAUGCCUGCUUCGAACCAGCAAAUCAAAUGGUGAAGUGUGACCCUCGUCACGGCAAAUAUAUGGCGUGCUGUAUGUUAUAUCGUGGGGACGUUGUCCCUAAGGAUGUAAAUGCUGCUAUAGCAACAAUAAAGACUAAACGUACUAUCCAGUUUGUGGAUUGGUGUCCGACAGGUUUCAAGGUAGGCAUAAACUACCAACCACCAACAGUUGUUCCCGGCGGCGAUUUGGCAAAAGUGCAACGUGCCGUCUGUAUGUUGAGUAAUACAACCGCGAUAGCCGAAGCUUGGGCGCGUCUAGAUCAUAAGUUUGAUUUGAUGUAUGCAAAACGUGCAUUUGUACACUGGUAUGUUGGUGAAGGUAUGGAAGAAGGUGAAUUCUCUGAAGCCCGUGAAGAUCUGGCCGCACUUGAGAAAGAUUACGAGGAGGUUGGUGUUGACAGCGUUGACGGUGAGGGUGAAGGAGAAGGUGAAGAGUAUUAGGUCUCACUUCUUUGGAUUGUUAUGUUUUUGGUUGUUAUUCGUUCCUAAUAUACUUAUCUUAUAAUUACUUGUGAUUUUUUCGUUUGACAUUGUGAAUAACCCCAGUCAGUGCUGUUGGGUUUUCUCUGUGUAGCAUUCAAACUGUUGAUAGGACUAGGGCUUAAUAUGCACUUUUGAUUAAGGUAAGUUGCUUAAAACAUAUUCACUGUGUACAGAGGUACUGCUGAAUGUGGCUAAGUCGUCUCUCGAUUGAAAUAAGGGAUACUCAUUAGGGGUUUCGUUGUGUUCCUCAGUAGACUCAAAAGUCAUUUGGUAGUGCUACGGAACUUGUCAUACUUAAACUAGUUAGAAUUUUUCUUGCACUCCGUAUCUUAUAGCAUCCAGCUAUUUGGAUUCAAGAACUCGCGUGUUGCGUAAUUAUGAUACCCUACUUUCGAGACGCUCAUCAAAAUCGAAGUUGACUUGCAUGUCUUGUUAUGACUUCUACCUAUAUUCAGUUCAUUGGUGGCCUAUCCAGCCUUCGGCAUUAAACUCGACACUGUUUUCACUUACUUAACAUGUCUUUCAGUUUUUGUAUGUUUACUAUCCUCAAUUAGCCAAACCGCAUUCAACGUUGAUAGAAUAGGUUGUGGUCUUCUGACUUAAGCCACAGCAAAGACACGAUUAUUGUUUCUGUAAUAUUUCUCAAUUUUUGUUAAUAGGAGUAUGGCAAUGUUAACUGAUUACUUGUUGUUUAAGAUAUCAAUAGUAGUGAGGCAUUCUCAGUGACUACCCGUACGGCCCGUGGAGGUUGUUGGGUUUCGUUGUGAUCAUGAACCAAUCUAAGUGAAUCAUCAAAGAUCUGGCAACUUUGGAUGUCUGCUUCGUCCUAGCACGGGACUCGUUGGCGGUGCUCAACCGGAGACUGAACCCUGGUUCAUAGUGGUUGUCUGACUUAUACCAUUUGGGGACCUCAGUGAAAUACCCGGUAGUGUUAAAUUUGAGUAGCGAAAGAGUCGGAAUAAUUGUGCUAGAAAUGUUAACUAAGCACUGAGACUAGGAUUUGAGAAGACGGAAUGAAAACGUAUGAAUGAAAGGAUACUGGAACUUAAGACCUUUAUUAAUAAAAAGGUGAGUGUCUCCGAGCAACUGUAAUCGAUUCUGAGCGAAGUUACCAACCGCUGGUCGGGGCUGAUAAAAUCUAUAAGUAUUCAUUGUAAAACAUUUUACCUACACCUUUGGGCUUUUAUUUAUUCGAGCAUAUAAAUAUUGUUACGAAGGGGCAUCGAAUACAUAUGCGCCACACAGUUCACUUGAUUUGGGUGUGAGCUGGGAUACUGCCCGGGUGCCCAAACCGAAGCUCGUAGUUUUCUUAGGGGGCCACACCUAGAGCCUUCGACCUAAAGGUAUGAUUCAUAAAACAAUGGAGCAACGUGAGGAAAUGCAGUUUCAUGUUAACCGGUUACCAACAAUACGUUCAUACAUUUGUUUUCUUAGGAUACUGGAGUUCAUGUGCAUCAUUGGUUUGGAAUCAGGGUUUUCCAACUCCCCUUUGUGGAUCUUUCGUAUCCACCAAUCCAGUUAAAUCAUUGGACAUUCGCUUUUGGUUCUCUCAAUUUCGUAAACAACGCACUUGUUACGAGAAGGUAGUGAGUAGGACUUCCCUGGUAGUGGUUGUAUACACAUGGCCAAGUAAGAAGAUACCAUACGAAUGGAUCUUUCAACAGUAAUUACUGCUAUUGUACUAUUGAAGAAUUUCAUUGCUUCAAAACUAACAUAAUUCUAAUUAUAUCACGAUGAACUUUCUAAGUCAAUUAAUAUUGACUAUAUUUCCGAGGUAUUUUACCGUUUACUUCACUUAGUAUCUCAAAAGUUAAGUUAAUCAAUACUAUAUUGAAUUAUGCUUAAUGCGAAUUAUAGUUAAACCGUUGCUUUCAUGUAUAUUAUCUGUGUUUUUGGAUAUUUAUAAUCAGUGAUUUGGAAAUGUAUUUGAAAUCACUAUUGUUAUAUCUUUCAAAUUGAUUUGUGUAUUAGGUGACUGUAUUGUAUUAUAGUAUUGAAUGCUUACGUAAAUUCCAUAUUUACUAUUGUGUGAAAUGGUUGUUUAUAUUAUAUCGGAAUACAAUUUCCUGAAAACUAUCGGAUUCCAAGAUAGUGGUCUAAAGAUUAAGUACUCAUUUUCAGGUCUUAAAGUGUUAGGAUCGAAGUAGUUAGUUGACAAACAUUCUCAACUUAGAGGAAUCCACAUUUCACAAGCACGCAAUGGAAAUACUCUCAGUGACGCAUUUUAAAUUAUACCUCUUUCGAAAUGCAUCCCCGAACAUUACCCAGCCUGGUUGUCAAAAAGAUUACAGACAUCAGGUAAUAGCUCAAUUUUUCAGCAUCCGGUCAAUUACAUCCACUUCGCUUCAGCAGAAACCUCCUUGAAAAUCAUACAUACAGUUAGAAGAGUCAGUUUAAUAGGAAUGCGAAUGAAAAACUUAUGUACAACAUUAGCUAUUGCUAUCCACUAGUUUAAGCCUAACUUUUGCAUACAAAACCAAUAUGUUCAGUUCGUCAUUCUUCUAUGAUCUUAACCUUCCUUUCUAUAUUGCAUAAUCUACCGUUUUUAUUCUAUUAUUUCUACUCUUUUCCAGUUAUCUUCACAACUACCAAUUAUCAGUGAUUAAAACUUUUAGUAACUCUGUUCUUAAUAGCCGAUCAUCUUACUACUUUUUCACUAGCCGACUAUUAUAUAACUUACUCUCAAUAUAAGAUUUUCGAUUACGGUUAUAUAGCUUAAGUAAAUGAAAUUGUCGAAAAGAACAUUUUCUUUUUUCGCUUUCUUCUUCGAUGACACUAUGGGCUUUAACAGUCAAAUUAACAUCACAACAGAGUAGAUGAUGGCUUAGAUUGAAAUAGACCAUUCUUGUUUUCAUGAUGAGAUCAUUGACUUCAUCUGUCAGACCAUCUCUAGUAUAUUUUCAUACGUUUCAAAGUAAAUAUAAUAUGAUUUUAAUCAGAGAUAUUAACACCGUUGGAUACCGGCCAGCUCAAUGGUCUAAAGGUUUAGCGUUCGAGCGCGAAACUGAUAGAUCCUGGGUUCGAAUCUCGCGGAGGGGGGGGCGGGAUCGUGGAUGUGCACUACCACAGAGGAAUUCAAUACUAGGAUGAGAUGGCCAUCCAGUACUUCCAGGUUUUCCAUAGUGGUCUAGCUUUAAUUGACUCAUGAAUUCAACUAUUAAAAUAAUAUGAUUUACCAAUAAAUGUUACUUGACUAACUUGAUUACCUAACUAAAUAAACCUUCGAAAUAAAUUGAAUGUUAAAUCCUUUCAAGGUAAAGUAGGAAUUGUAAAAAGUAAAACAGUUUUGGAAAUCGAAAUGAUUCCUGAGUUUCAUGAAUGAAUGAACAGAAAAAAGAGAGAAGUUGUACACCAUUUGAAAACAUUAAAGUUUGUAAGUGCUAUUACUAAAGUUUGACCUGUUAAUUUUAAAUAACUUGAGCAUUGAAUAGAUUGUUAUUAAUAUUUUAUGAUAUGUGUUACUGAUAUCGACAGAUAUAAGUAGUAUGUAUCACUAAUCAAUCGAAAGUAGAAUGCCUGACGGUAGAAGAUCGAGAAGAAGAGAACUCAAACAGAGAGUGAUUGGUAUAGAGACGAAGGAACAAUAAAAUCUGAGACAAUUUAUAAACAUUCUGCAAAUAAAGUAUUUACUAUAUAGUUCUCAAAUUUUACUAAGAAAUUAUGUAAUUGUGUAUUUGAGUACAUUUGAUUGUACCUACUUGUGUUCUCGUUCUUACUUACGCCUAUUACUCUUCAUGGAGGAGUAUAUGCUAACUACAACCGUUCACUAUCCAACUCUGUCCUGGGAAAUCUUUUCCAGUUGUUAUUCAUCCUUUUCAUAUCCGCUUCUAUUUCCUGACAUAAUGUGUCCUUUGGCCUUCCUGUUUACCAUUUCCCUUCAAAAUUCCAAGUUAGGUCUUGUUUUAUGAUAAAGUUUAUUGAUUUCUUCAAUUAUUUCUUUUCUUUUCUUCUAUUUUAACACAUAUAUAUUGGUACAAGGAGGCACCAAAUACAUAUGCACCACACAAAUCUCAUUCGAUUUGCCCGGGUGCCCAAACCGAAGCGGCUGGUAUUCUUAGGGGGCUACAUCAGGAGCCUUCGACCUGAAGGUCUGAUCCACAAGGCAAUGCAGCAUCGUAAGGAGAUACAGUCCCAUGGAAGCCGGUGACUAACAAUUGGUUCCUACGCCAUUGGUUCCUUCAGCAUACUGGAGCCCAUGUGCACCAUUUGUUUGGAAUCCGGUUAAAGUACCGGACAUUCGCUUUUCGUCCUCUCAUUUUCGUAAGCAACAACUGCGUCACAAGGAGGCAGUGAGUAGGACUUCCCUGGCAGAGGUUGUAUACACGUGGCCAUGUGAGAGUAUCUCGAGAGGGAGAGCGGACUCUCCCCACUCUCGGUCGUACAAGGGCAUUUGAGGGUGAUUUCUUCAUUGUAUGGUCCUAUCCACUUGUAACAUUCUCGUUCACUACAAUAUUACUUUUUUUAUUAUCAAAAUUACAGUUUGAUUUGUAAUGAAGUACAGUGUUAUUGUACUGUGAAAUUGAUCUCUUUUUCUUUUGUACUAAAAUUGUAAUAACAAAUACACGCAUAAUGUACAAUGAUAACUCAUGUGAUAGUGAUAUAAAUAGUAUAAUGCAUAUCCUUAAAUAAUCAGUAAUUUAUAUUAACUUUUUUUUGUUUUUAAUGAUCAUAUGAUGAACUCGGUUAAUUAAUGUGAUAUUGAGAAGGCAAUUUCCUUUUACGGUAAUGGAUAAGGCAAUUAAUGAUCACAUAGUUGUGAUGAAUGAUAAUGAAAGUACAUAGUGUUUAUUGUUUAAUAAUGAUUAGUUGAAUUCAUAAAUCAAUUGAAGCUAGACCACUAUGGAAAACCUGGAAGCACUCAACGACUGUUUCGUCCUAGUAUGGGACUCCUUUGUGGUAGUGCACAUCCACGAUCCCCCCCGCGGCAUUCGAACCCAGAAUCUACCAAUCUCGCGUGUGAGCACUUAACAAUUAGACCACUGAGCAGGAUAAGACAACUUCUAAUCAUAUAGUUGUAAUGAGUGAUAAUAAAAGUACACAGUAUUUGUUGUUCAUUAAUGAAUAAAUUGAAUAUAGUUAGUAGUAUUGUAUUGAAUAAGGAUACGAAUGAGGACAAUCAAAUGUAUUUGAAUACAACAUUACCGAAUCUCUUAGUAAAAUCUGAGAAUCAUAUAGUAAAUUCUUCAUUUGAAAAAAUGUUAAUCAAUCGUCUCAGACUUCAUUGUUCUUUUGUUUCUAUACCAAUCGUUCUCUUUUCUUUGAUCUUCUUAACUUUCGGCCUCCAGGUACUUCACUUUCGAUUCAUGAUAUAUAUUACUUAUAUCUGUCGACAUCAGUAGCACAUACCACAGUAUUAUAAAAAAGUGAAGGUAUAUGCAAAUUUCAGAUAUGAUCAAUUUCUAUGUUUAUACUGUACUUAUAUAUAGUACUAUUAUAUCAAUCACAAUAGAGAUAGCUUCUUCUA